Messenger RNA from Plasmodium gonderi, 2466 nucleotides. RefSeq names its product transcription factor with AP2 domain(s). Gene Ontology annotation, molecular function: DNA-binding transcription factor activity. The transcript has a single exon. Gene Ontology annotation, biological process: regulation of DNA-templated transcription. Bases 1 to 2466 code for a protein of 821 amino acids. The record is from RefSeq and is a predicted model, not a curated record. NCBI's taxonomy places the organism in Eukaryota, Apicomplexa, Aconoidasida, Haemosporida, Plasmodiidae.
AUGAGUGACCAUUUUGGAAAUUCGGAUGAACUCCUAGAAGAAUUGGAUCUAAAAAAUUAUGUCAUCUUUAUAAAAAAAUGUUUUAAAAAUGGAGUAAAAAAAGAAGAAGAAGAUAUAUGCGCUCAAGACUUGAGAAAUUUAGCAAAGUGCCUCCCACGAGUAUCAGGGGUUUGGUAUGAUUUGCAUAAAAAUAGUUGGGAAGCAAGAUGGACAGAAGGAACUAAAUCUGCCAGAAAAUAUUAUUCAGUUCAGAAGUUUGGAUUUCAUGAAGCUCGAAAAUUAGCAAUUAAAACUAUUAAAACGAAAGAAAUUAAUUAUAUAUAUAACAGUAUAAGUGAAGAUUUCAGCAAGCCAUUGAAAUGGAACCUGAAUAACGAUUUUCUCGAAAUGAAUCAUGACCCCACAAUUAAUUUAAAGAAGAAAUGUAGAGCCAAAAAUUGCAAAAUCAGGGAAAAGAAAAUUAAAAAGAAUCCUGCCAGUGCUGAAAACCAUAUUACUGACGAAAACCAUAUCAAUGGUGAAAACCCUGCCAAUCACAAUAGUGUUUUUAAUAAAAAAACCAAAUUUGAAAAAAAAAAUAACGCCCAAGGUAGAAAUUUAAGGAGGGACGAUUGUCUUAACAAUUUUACUGCAACUAGUAUAGCUUCUACAAAAAAUGGAAAUCAUGAAACAGAGAAACUUCAAGAUGAUUUGAAAGAUAAAAACAAAAACGUAACAAUCACACAAGGGGAUACAAAAAGUUACAGCAACAAUAGUGAUAAAAGUACUAUAAAAAAUACAUGUGGGGAAAAAAAUCAACCUAACCGGAAAAUUAACAACACAGGAAAACAACAACAUGAAAUUUCGAAAAUUUGGAACAGUACAGUUUCCAAUUCAAACAAUGACAAAAAAGGAAUUUUUGACAUUUCUAGUCAGCUACACAUAAAGAAUACUACGUUAAACACUUGUUUGAAAAAGAAUGAAAAUUCUACAUGUACAGAAAUGGUAUUGUGUACGUAUGAAAAUGAUCAAUGUAGUAGAAACACCAAUCUUUGCAGUAUUGCAUGUCCAAGUGAGGAUGAUAUUACAGCGAAGGAAAAAUUAUGCACUCUUAUUGAAAAGGUUAAAUGCCCCUCUAGCACUGUCAGUGCUGAUGUUAGUAUUAACCAGAAAGACAUGCACAAUUCAGUGACAAGCGCAGACAGUAACAACGACCAAAGGGUAUCAUACAAUUUGAGUGACCAAUCUAUUAAUGAUAAAAACAUCAAGGAAAGAAACUUGCUUAAUAAACACACCCUUCGUAAAAAAGUGCAAAAUUGCAGUGACAAUAACAAAUCGAGUGUUAUAAAAUUUUCUGGAAAUAAAAUUCUAAACUAUAUGCUCAAUCACAAAAAAAAACCAACAUCCAAAAGCACAAUUUAUCGUAAACAAAUUGGAAUAUUAAAAAUUAACAUAAAACAAAGCUCUAAUAAAUUUUUUACCAAAGAAAAUGAAGGGAUAUGUAGCAAAAAAAAUGCAAAAAAAAAAAAAAAUUUUUUAAAUGAAAAAAAUACAUGCAUAAGUGAAAACUCUGUUUAUAUAAAAAAAUUUAAAAAUUGUAAUAAUCCUGAUAUUUUUUUUGCGAAAAAUGGAAAUAUCGAGACCAACCAAAAUUAUAGAAACUGUGAUUUCAAAAGGAGGCAGUUGAAAGGUCUUCAUGACAAUGAUACCCUAUUGCUUACCCCUCACCCUUCCAAAGAAACGUGCGAAGAUAAUGGAAGCGAUGCGAAUGAAGCAAGUGAAGAAAAAGUGAAUGCAUUAUCAAAGGUGGAUGGAUUUUCAAAAGUGGACGAAUUUUCAAAAGUGGACGGAUUUUCAAAAGUGGACAAAUUUUCAAAAGUGGACGAAUUUUCAAAAGUGAACAAAAUGAACAAGACAGAGAAACAUCAUGACAGGGAAGAAUGUGAACAAGGCAUACUCACGGGUGGAGAAGCGGAUAUUUAUAACCAAGGGAACAUACAAAACUAUGAAAGAAGCACCAACCGGGAGUGCAAAGACAUGGAUAUUUUGCACAAAGAUGCAGAAGUGGAAAAUAGCACAUCUUUGAGUAUCGAAUGUGGUGACAAAAAAAAGGACAAAGUAGAGAAAAAGAAAUGCUCUGUAGAAUUAAAUUUAAAAGAAUCUAUACAUCCUGACACGCUUAGCAUAUUCAAAAAUGCAAUUAAUUUACUCUUAAACGACUUGAAGAGCAAAUGUAUACCUCAUUUCGACAAGCAGUUUUUAAACAUCCAGGAAAUUAUCGACAAUCAUAUAAGUUACGUAAAUUCAAUGCUGAACGAAAAUAUUUUAAUCACAUAUGUACACUUGUUCGACAUUUGUGUGUCUAACAAUAUUUUGCCAAGUCAAAUGGAUCAAAAAGUUCAAACGGUUUUCUGCAAUGCAUUGAUUGCAUUUCACAUCCUCCUUUUCAAUUUCCAAAAGGAUAAAAAGAAUGAGGGCGCGUGCUAA